Molecule: messenger RNA, 855 nt
Organism: Cannabis sativa
Lineage: Eukaryota; Viridiplantae; Streptophyta; Magnoliopsida; Rosales; Cannabaceae
Exons: 3
Coding region: 41-568 (175 amino acids)
Biological process (GO): proteolysis
Molecular function (GO): cysteine-type peptidase activity
Source: RefSeq, a predicted model, not a curated record
UCUAGAAGGUGCACCACAUUGGUUUGGUGCCGAAGUAAAUAUGAAGUCGAAGGUUGUCUCAUUUAUGGACUCCCUACACACCGCAAUGAAUGAGAAGUAUCGUGUGGAGGCUACGAAAGAAAUGUUGUCGACGUUGGACCUUUUGUUUGAGGAGAAUAGGUCGAAGAAUGUGACUUUCGUGGAUUUCAGAAUUGACAGGAAAGAUCGCGGGCUUCCUCAACAAGACAAUGACCGAGAUUGCGGAGUAUACGUCAUGAAGUACAUGGACGCUGUGGCCAAUGAGGAAGAAGUAGUUGAUGAGUUUCACCCGGUUGAGGCACGUUUGGAAAUCGCUGCGAGGAUCAUAACUGAUGAACAAAAUGAAAUUCGUACCAAAGUGGUUGAAGAUCGUAGGGCUGCACAAGGCAGCUCAUUUGCAUCGUCCUCGGCCCCUUUGCGUAGUCCGUCAAAGUCUCCACGCGAUCCUCGGUUCGGUACGGCGAAGUCUCGCAAUGCAAACAUGUUUCCCCCGUCAAGAGCCUCCCCUAGGCUUCAGUCUACCAAGACUAAGAUUUCAUAUGGUGAAUAGUGUGUGAAAAACACUUGUGUUAUUAAUAGGUUGUGUUAUUAAUAGGUCGUGUUAUUAGUGUGUUGUGUAGUUUGGAUUUGGGAGCAUAGGUUGUGUUAUUUGUGUGUUGUUUAGUUUGGAUUUCGGAGCAUUUGGAUUUAGACAUCUGUUUUUAUUAGUUCACGUUUGGAACUGGUUAUUAUGUUGACAGACUUGUGUUUAUUUUAGUUUUGACAAUAUAUUAAACCAUACUUAGCAAAUCUUUGUACUCAUACCAUAACAACUCUUACAAUGUACCCAUACUUCAA